AUGUCGCCCCCAAUGUCGCCGUCGUCGACACCAUCCUCGUCGUCGUCGUCGUUACCGUCCCCCUCAGAACUGCUCGCCGUACUUCACUGUCCACUGUGUUCACCACCAUCCCUACUCUCAAGUCCGACUACACUUCCUUGUGGCCAUACCGUUUGCUCAGCCCAUGUCAGCAGUGCACAAUGCCCAAUACCAUCAUGUGUAUCCAGCAACCAGCAGCAACCUGCCCCAGACAUGCCAUCUUCGUCCCGUGUCGCCUUUUACCCCGCACCCGCGCAUCCACACAACGUAACGGAUGACUACCACUCACCGAACCCCAGGAUAGACGUCACCAUCAACAAACUCAUAGCGUUUCUUACCCGCGCCAAAGUCGAGCUCAAGACGGAUCCAAAUGACCAUUUCGUGGAUACGCUAGGUGACUCUUCAGACGAUGACUUGGUCAUUCCAACCACAUCAUUGCAUCGCCCAGUGUCACCACAUACGCCUCCCUCAAGUCCUGAAUCAUCUCGCCCCAGAAAGAGAAGACGUCACGGUUGUCAGCCACAAUCACAACAACGGCCAAGGCAGUCUACGUUUUUGGAUCCACCACCAAAUCCGGUCGCACUUUAUGAAAAGGAGCUGCUUACGGAACUAUCGUGCGAGAUAUGCUUCAUGCUGUUCUUUCAGCCUGUAACUACGCCCUGUCAACAUUCUUUCUGUUCAAAGUGCCUUCAGCGCUCUCUGGAUCACAGCAUGUUUUGCCCGCUUUGUCGCAAAGACCUUCCAGGCAAUGCCAUCUUUCAAGACUCUCCGACCAACAAAGUCAUCCUCUCUAUUCUACUCAAAGCAUUCCCGGAAAGUUAUGCAGAACGGGGAGAAACGCUCAGAGCAGAGGAGCGCGACAUGAGAUUAGAUACACCUAUAUUCGUCUGUCAAUUGUCGUUUCCCGGGAUGCCUACUCUCCUUCACUUUUUCGAACCUCGCUACCGUCUGAUGCUUCGUCGCUGUCUGGAGUCUCCUCAUCCCAUUUUUGGCAUGGUACUUCCUCCUCGCCCAGACGGUCAAUGCGAGUUUGGAACAAUGUUGGAGAUUAGGUCCGUUCAAAUGCUUAGCGACGGUCGGAGUAUGGUCGAGACUUGGGGUACCCAUCGUUUUAGGAUACUUGAAAGAGGCGUGUUGGAUGGAUAUAUGGUCGGUAGGGUUGAAAGAAUCGAUGAUUUUGACGAUGAUUUGGAGGAAUGGGCAUUUGGGACUGCUGAAGAAGAUACAGAGGAUACUGCCCCCUCAGAAGACACGCAAGAUACAAAUCAGCACCAUCUUCUCUCUCGCCUGGUUUCCUCCUUAUCACAAGUUCAAACACCAACAUCCGCUUCUCCCCAUUCCGCAAACGCGCAGUCACAGCUCCCUUCUCUCUAUUCCCCCACUCGUGUCCCCUCUACCUCCACGUUGCUCGCGACCUGUCAUACAUUUUUAUCACAGCUCCAUUCAGGAACAGCACCAUGGGUUGUCCAACGCCUCCAGCACACUUAUGGCAACCCCCCUCCAUCGUCCGAUCUCUCUGCUUUCUCUUUUUAUAUGGCACUUGUCCUUCCUAUCGAUGAGCAUGAGAAGGCCAAAUUGUUGCCGGUCAGGAGUGCACGGCUGAGGUUAUGUGUUGAGCCCCAGGCAUGUGGGGUUUGA
Molecule: messenger RNA, 1656 nt
Organism: Serpula lacrymans var. lacrymans S7.9
Lineage: Eukaryota; Fungi; Basidiomycota; Agaricomycetes; Boletales; Serpulaceae
Exons: 6
Coding region: 1-1656 (551 amino acids)
Source: RefSeq, a predicted model, not a curated record